AAUUACUACUAUACAUUACAAUGUCAAAGUAAAGUGUGUUCACAACAAGUUGAUGGGUCGGCGAAGGAACCAGAACAACAACGAGGAGGAGGCUAACGUCAACAGCAUCGAGGAAGCCAACGUCAACAUGAACCACCUUCGAUUCCAGGAUGCUGAUGACGAGGUUAUUGAGGAUGUCGCUGAAACCUCAAAUCUCGACCAAUCCAUGUGCGACGACCCUGACGAUUCCGAUGACAAAACCAGCGCCGAUUACUACUUCGAUUCCUACUCUCACUUCGGAAUUCAUGAAGAAAUGUUGAAGGACACUGUAAGAACAAAGACAUACCAAAGUGUUAUUUAUCAGAAUAAGUUUUUAUUCAAGGAUAAAAUAGUUCUUGAUGUGGGUGCUGGCACUGGGAUUUUAUCUCUAUUUUGUGCUAAAGCUGGGGCUAAACAUGUCUAUGCUGUUGAGUGCUCCCAGAUGGCUAACAUGGCAAAGGAAAUAGUUGAAACUAAUGGUUACUCUAAUGUUAUAACAGUUUUGAAGGGAAAGAUUGAAGAACUUGAACUUCCAGUUCCUAAAGUAGAUAUAAUCAUUUCAGAAUGGAUGGGAUAUUUCUUGUUGUUUGAGAAUAUGUUAAAUUCUGUACUUUUUGCACGUGACAAAUGGCUUGCGGAUGAUGGAAUUGUGCUACCUGAUAAAGCAUCCCUCCAUCUUACUGCCAUAGAAGAUGCAGAGUAUAAAGAUGAUAAAAUUGAGUUUUGGAACAAUGUAUAUGGAUUUAACAUGAGCUGCAUUAAGAAACAAGCCAUAAUGGAGCCUCUUGUUGACACGGUUGACCAGAAUCAGAUUGCUACGAACUGUCAGCUACUCAAGACAAUGGACAUCUCAAAGAUGGCUCCUGGUGAUGCUUCAUUCUCCGUGCCUUUUAAGCUUGUAGCUGCUCGUGACGAUUUUAUUCAUGCCCUUGUUGCAUAUUUUGAUGUAACAUUUACAAUGUGUCAUAAGUUAAUGGGCUUCUCUACAGGGCCAAGAUCGCGAGGUACACAUUGGAAGCAAACAGUCCUAUAUCUGGAAGAUAUCUUGACCGUAUGUGAGGGGGAGGCAAUUGUAGGGAGUCUAACUGUGGCUCCAAAUAAGAAAAAUCCUCGGGAUGUUGAUAUAAUGCUCAAGUAUUCAUUCAAUGGCAAGCGAUGCAAUGUUUCAAAGGUUCAGCAUUACAAGAUGCGUUGAGCCUAGUUUAUUGGAUCAUGCUUGCCCAGUGCUCUCCAAAUCUGAGAUUUUGAAGCUGCUGAUGAAGGACUGUAACUUGUUCACUAUUUUAUUUGAAUUCUUUUUCAUAUUUGCUCAAUUCUGUUUUUGGAUGUAAUGACGAAAUUUUAAUUUCUAUUGUUCACUAUUUAUUGUUUCUCCUUUUACGGAGGAUGAUUUCAACAAAUAGAUUUCCUUAAUUAGCAAGUAUCUGAGUUUGCCA
Molecule: messenger RNA, 1454 nt
Organism: Lotus japonicus
Lineage: Eukaryota; Viridiplantae; Streptophyta; Magnoliopsida; Fabales; Fabaceae
Product: probable protein arginine N-methyltransferase 1
Exons: 9
Coding region: 53-1213 (386 amino acids)
Biological process (GO): peptidyl-arginine methylation
Cellular component (GO): nucleus
Molecular function (GO): protein-arginine N-methyltransferase activity
Source: RefSeq, a predicted model, not a curated record